Messenger RNA from Prunus mume (Japanese apricot), 1696 nucleotides. RefSeq names its product patatin-like protein 3. The record is from RefSeq and is a predicted model, not a curated record. Gene Ontology annotation, biological process: lipid metabolic process. Lineage: Eukaryota; Viridiplantae; Streptophyta; Magnoliopsida; Rosales; Rosaceae.
ACCCAUCUUCAUCCACUACUACUCCCUUUACCUAAAUCUUCAGUACGUACGGUGGUCUUUUUUGCAUUAAAGCUCCAAAAAUGGCGGCUCUGUCCACAUCCUCCCCCAUGCUCAACGUUGACUCAAACUCUCCCGACGUUGACAAGCUCUCCUACGAAAUCUUCUCCAUUCUCGAAAACAACUUCCUCUUCGGCUACAACAACAACGGCAGCAGCGGCGCCAACGAAAACCCAACAGCCCAAAACCUCCUCUCCGACCCCAAACCCACCAAUCUCUCCACUCCCCUCCAUCACAUGCAUUCUAGCAAACACUUCACAGGCAAGGUCCGCGUCCUCGCCAUUGACGCCGCCGGGGCCACCGACGGCCUCCUCGCCGCCAACUCCCUCGCCCAUCUCGAGUCAUCUCUCCGCCGCAAGUCCGGCAAUCCCAACGCCGCCAUCUCCGACUUCUUCGAUGUCGUUUCCGGGUCGGGCUCCGGCGGUAUUCUCGCCGCUCUCCUCUUCACCCGGGGGUCUAAGGACGGGUCGACCCGACCCAUGUUCACCGCUCAGGAGGCCCUCAACUUCCUCCUCGACAACCGCCGCAGGAUCUUCAGGUCGUCGCCGGGGGGGAUUUUCCGGCGGGUUUUCCGGCAGACGAGGGCGGAGAAGGAGAGGGAGAAGCUCUUCCGCAAGACGUUCGGCGACCAGCUGAGCCUCAAGGACACGCUGAAGUCGGUGCUGAUUCCGUGCUACGACAUGUCGUCCCGCGCGCCUUUCUUGUUUUCGCGGGCGGACGCGGUGGAGAUGGACGGCUACGAUUUCAAGAUGAAGGACGUGUGCGCCGCCACGUCGGCGCAGCGGGCAGUGGAGGUGAGGUCGGUGGACGGGAGGACGAAGAUCAUGGCCGUCGAUGGGGGGAUCGCGAUGAACAAUCCGACGGCUGCGGCAAUUACUCACGUGCUGAAUAAUAAGCAGGAGUUUCCGUUCUGCAAUGGGGUUGAGGAUCUGUUGGUUGUGUCUCUCGGAAAUGGAGAGUCAGAGCUCGGAAAUUUGUCCCCUUCUGGCUGCCUCAAAAUCGCCGGUGAAGGAGCUUCCGACUUGGUUGAUCAAGCUGUUUCCAUGGCGUUUGGACAAUCUCGCGCAGGCAAUUAUGUCCGCGUGCAAGCCAACGGCAUCAUAUCGAAAAUGCAUGGAGGUCUGCAAGCCUCAAACAAGAACAAGAACAAGAACAAGAAGAUAGACAUGUUGGCCUUGACAGAGGAAAUGUUGGCACAGAAAAAUGUGGAGGCCGUGCUAUUCAAAGGCAAGAAAAUGGUGGAGAGCACAAAUGUGGAGAAGCUUGAGAUGUUUGCUGGGGAGCUGAUUAAGGAAGAAGAGAGGAGAAAAACUUGCUUCUUGCCAACUGUGGUUUUGAAGCAGACUUGUUCAACAUCGCCUAGCAGAACAUCAUCUGCCACAACCCUAUCAACCAUGUCAUCUUCAUGUUAAAUUAAUUAGUCUUAAUUACUACCUUAAGCAUUCGCAGCCGGUCGGGAUGAUUGAGAUUAAGCAUCCGAGUCUGAGCUGAGCUGCUGAGUUUGAGAAUUUGGGGUUUAAGUUUUUUUUUGCUAGCUGAUGAUCAUAAAGUGUAUAUUUAUGGUAGAAGGGGGUUUGCAAUGUGUAUACGAGUUAAGUAUGAAGGCAAGGCAAGUAGUGGCAAAGUGUAAUCAAUUGAA